GCAACUCUUGGUAAACAACCCUUGAACUAUAGUUAUAAGUGUUCAAUGAUUUAAUUAAAGCUAAUGAAACCAUUUAUGAAGUAAAAAUAGAAAAAGAAACAGUCUGGAAAUUACUUAUCAAUUUGACGACGCGUUUCAUCGAGUAUUGAAGAACUUGGAAACCUUGGAACAAAACCGGAAAAGCCUUUCGUCCCAUUGUCUUGUGGUACUGAUAUUUUAAUGGCGGAUUUGAGCGCUUCAUCACACAAAAAUACAGAUUGGAAAGAGGUGUUUCGGACGCAUAGCAUCUCGCAAACCAUACAAUUGGAAAAGUUUAUUCAACAGCAGGUAGAAGAGAAAAGCAGAGAGCUUCAGCAAAAUGUAUGCUUGAAUUAUCAAAGCUUCUUAAAAGCUGCUGACAGUAUAUCUCAAAUCCAAUCUAGCCUGUUGACUGUUGUAAAUGAUGUUCAUCAACUCCAGUCUCACACGAAUGAACGCAAAGUAGUAGCUGCUGCUGACGUUUUUUCCAAAUUAUCUUCACUGGAGAUAUCUGAUAAUGAAGCUUGUUUGAGGCGUUUUGUAAAGAGAUUCUGUCAUACGGUUUUACCAUAUACUUUUCAGCUACUUCAUGACAAAGAGUAUCUAUUAUCCGUUCGUCUAUUCCUUUUUUGUGAUGUUCUAAUCCAACGCAUCCCUAAAGGUGAUAAGGAUUUGAGUAAACUUAUCCAUAAGUAUGAUGCUUGCAUUCACUACUAUGUGGAACUGUUAAGUCAACUCUCUAAAACUGAUUCGCUGAAUCAAGACAAAAUAAUUGCAUCCUUUACUUUACUCAAAAAUUUCUCCCUAGAAGAUGCUUUAAAUGCCUUUUUAGAUGUUCGCUUUGCAAUCGUCAUGAGCAUGACGGAUACAUUGCAAUUUUGUUUGGAGUUUGUAAACACCAGUAUCCUCGUUAAAAACAUGUUUCCUAAUCAUAUAAAUCAGAUCAUCAGCUCAAUUCGUGAGCAUACGUUUUUGUCCAGCAAGUCACUUCGCAAAGACCUUUGCCUUACAGAUGACUUGUGUACUCGCUACUUGCUUCCUCAAGAUCUAAAUUUUGUUCCACAAUGGGAUACUUCAUUUGAUGUUGAUUUGACGAAGGUCUUGGAACAAUGGAGAAAUCGUGUAUACUCACAUGCCGAGAAUAUUAAAAAGCCCUUUUUUCAAGAAGACAUAGACCUUGACAACUUAAAAUCUAUGUAUGAUUCACUUUCAAAAAGUACCCCUGUUACUCAAAUGGAUGAUCUCCAAGAUUUAUGGAAAUCAUUAUUGUGCCCACAUUUCGUGAACUCUUUACAGAAAGUAAUCAAUGAUCUUGAGUAUCACAAUUCUAAAGUUUCUGUUUUGAUAGAGGUGAUUCUAACAAGUUCACCUCAAUUUGAACACGAUGUCUGGAACUUAGCAGGCGAGCUAAACUUAUCAUCAUUUCAAUCCUAUUUUUUACAAGCUUGCGGAAUGAAGGAUGACAUACAAUCUUUUCAUCAACAACUUUCAUCUUUUAAUAGUUCUGUGAAAAGGAUUGUCUAUUCUUUGGAAAGUUUUGACUCUUACGAAAAUACCCUAUUGCCGUUUAGUACAACAAAUCUGAAAUCUAUAUUAUACAACAAAGUACAAGACUUGUCAGAAGACAUUAUUCGCAAACUUGAGAAAAUAUCCGAAGAAAUAUUAUUUUCCAAGUCAAUAGAAAAUAAAGAUUUUCUGUUGGCAAAAGCAAUCAAACUUGUUAGACUUAUAGGACUGUGUGAUGCUAUUCCUAACUUCACUUCGUUUGAUUCUUUUCGUGAAAAAAUAAUAAACGCUUUAGCAGAGGAAAUAGUGAACAAAUCUUUAGAGGGAUAUCCAACUAGCUUUAAUGAAGAGUUGAGGACGCUGGACGGAGACAGUUCUGAAAAUACGUUUCUUCCUUUGCGGGCAACUUAUACUGUUUUGAUGAACACAGUUGAUAGAUUGGAGUCUAUAGGAAUCGAUAUAGCCACCGAAACCUUAAAAAAGCGGUUAGUAUCGACCUUGAGUGUUUCAAUGCUUAAUGUUUUUAAAGACAUUUCUUUCUUGUCUCUAAGUAAUGUUCAAAAGCAAAAGGUAAUAUUUGAUUAUGAACUAAUGAAGCAUUUAUAUAAUAAGUGCGGGAAUGAAGUGCAAGUUGAAGAAUCGUCCGUUGUAUUUGAACUGCAAUCCGAAGAAAAUAAGGAAGAUACAUCACUAAUUGACAUAGGUGCAAUUAGCACUGAAGCGGAAAAUUAUGUGAUGAGGAUCAGGUCAUUCUUUACUAUAUUAUUUCCUAAUAGAUUUUAACGCUAAUAUUUUGUGAUCUUUUUUACAUCCUUUUCUUUCAUAUAUGUUUAUUUAAUUAAGACUAAUUAAUCUAACAAAGAAUCGUGUCUCAGGCUUUCUUCUUCAAUAUUUCGAAGUUUUGGAGUAUUAAAAUCAUGGGGAGACACUACGAUUGCUUCAAAAUCAUUAGCCAACAAUUUCACAUCUUUUUCAAAACUAUUAAACUCUGCUUGAACCAUCUCGUUGAAAGAUUUUUGUGACACAGAAUCAGAUUUCUUCGAAAAGUUCAAAUCCACUGGGUUGAGAUAUGCAUCAACAGCCAAGCAAAGAUGAUUUUUCAGCGCAGUAUUUUGUGAUUCAAGGCUUCGUAUCCUUCCUUCGUACUCUGUCUUUAAAUCCUCAAUAAUUGCUAACAGCUUUUUGCUGUGUUCUUCAUGUCGUUUCAUUUGAACUCUGUCAGACUCCAAAGUAGAAAGAAUUGUAUCAAAUUCAUUCUCAUUAGAAUCAGCAUAACUUUUCUUUACGUUUAAGAUAGAGAUAUUCUUAAUUUUUCUGGCUGCUUCCGCAUAUCUCAGAGUUGAGAAUGUAUCGUCAAAAUCGCAUGGCGACACACAAGCCAACAUAACGGUCCUGCAAUUCCCUCCUAAAGCGUCUCGUAGCAGACGAGUAAGGAGUGAAUCAUUAUAAGGAAUCAUGAGAUCGUUUUUUUUGCUAGUAAGGGACGCAAUGACUCGGUUCAAUACAGAUAAAGAGUUGUUAUUAGCGGCGGACUCGCUUGGUGUAUCCUUUCCCGAUUUUCGGUUAGAGCUUCGGUCAAAACUUCCUAAAUCUAAGAUUUUUAAGUAAGAAUCUUUUUGCAUAGAACCUUGCUUGUCAGUUUUCGGGAUUUUUUGAUGAACUUUAAAAAUUAUAGCGGUAUGACCAUAAGACUUUCCAUAUUGAUCUGCUAUUGUGGUUUUUCUUGUCUAUAUGAAGUUAGUUAAUACUCAAUAUUAAAAAAAAAAAAAAAAAAAAACCAAGUAACCCAAGAUGCGUACCUUGACCGCUAACCGCAAAAAUGCAUCAAUCUCUUGAGCAUUUUCAACUUCAAAUUGGGAGAAUCCUUGGGAAAAAUUAUGUGUAGAAGCAUCAAUUCGGAUAUCAUUUUCUUUGGAUUCCUUGGAUUCAAGUAAGUCGUAUACUGUCUCGUUUAGGACUUCUACUACGGAAAUGGAGACGCGAAUGACAGCAUUCGUUUCUUCUUCGAUCCUCUCUAUUUCAUUAAAAAGAAAAGUUGAAAGUCUCGGGAUCAAUCCAGCUUGUCCGCGAACACCAAUUGUUGAAUAUGUUUUACCGCUCCCGCUUUGACCAUAGGUGAAUAGACAGGUGUUGUAGCCCUCCAAUGCUGAAUGAAUUAAAUAGGGCCCUAUUCUUUGAAAGAUAGCUUCUUCUUCAGACGCCUGGCCGUUGGAUCCAAAAACGGAAGGGACAAAACACUCAUCGAGAUGAAAUACUCGAGGUCCUCGGACUCUGUGCCUGUGUCUAGAGUUUUCUAAUCCUUCGGGAGGGGGUUGUAUUAUGAUUUCUUUUUUUUCUUCAUCCACGGUAAGGAGAUCGACGGCAUUUGUUGAUAAUUCUCGAAGAGACUUGGGACGAACCCGAACGAUUGUUCGAACAUUAGCUGUGGACAUGUUGGUGAAACGUUACGAAAGAAAGAGAUUGCAAGAAAAGAAAGAAAAAAAGAGAGUAAAAAAAGAAGAGUUAAAACUGAAAUGAAUUACAAAUCUCAGAAAUAACCAAAAAAGAAUGACAAAUGUGAGCAAGAUGAAAUACCCAAGAAAUUCAAAUUCUGCAAAACCGAA
Messenger RNA from Schizosaccharomyces cryophilus OY26, 4127 nucleotides. RefSeq names its product transport complex subunit Cog1. The transcript has a single exon. Lineage: Eukaryota; Fungi; Ascomycota; Schizosaccharomycetes; Schizosaccharomycetales; Schizosaccharomycetaceae. Gene Ontology annotation, biological process: intra-Golgi vesicle-mediated transport. The coding region runs from base 220 to 2307 and encodes 695 amino acids. The record is from RefSeq and is a predicted model, not a curated record. Gene Ontology annotation, cellular component: Golgi apparatus; COG complex.